Trypanosoma rangeli is the source of this 336-nucleotide messenger RNA. Its product is annotated as RNA-binding protein. The record is from RefSeq and is a predicted model, not a curated record. Bases 1 to 336 code for a protein of 111 amino acids. Gene Ontology annotation, molecular function: RNA binding. NCBI's taxonomy places the organism in Eukaryota, Euglenozoa, Kinetoplastea, Trypanosomatida, Trypanosomatidae. The transcript has a single exon.
AUGCCGGAUGAGCGUAUUCUUCUAAUCACUGGAAUUCCCUCGAAGCUGUGUCGCGGUGAGGAGCUCUACAAGGUCUUUGGGAGCUAUGGCGCCAUUCAGCAGCUGCGUCUGGGCGAUGAUGUCUCCACGAAGGGGUGUGCCAUUGUCGUGUACGAGCUUUGCGAGGCGGCGGCCGCCGCCCUUGAGGCCUUGAAUGACUUCAAGGUGGAUAAAGACAGGUACCUUAGGGUGUCUGUGUACGACGAGGUACGGGACCGCAAAGCACUGGAACGACGCAAGCGGCGACGAGAGAUGAAGGCCGAGUAUAAGCGCAAUAUUGCAGAUGAACUUGGCUGA